UUCCAGACAUUUCAACUCAAGAACUUGAAGAAGUGCAAUAUGAAAAAAAAAAGUAUUCAACAAAUAAUUCUAAAUCAGGAUAUUGUAUAUGGUCUUGUGAACCAAAAAGCAUUAUAUGACAUAGCCAAAGGAAGUGAAAAUUUGGUUCAAAGACUAGGACUUAAAGCAGACCUACCUAUUCAUCACGGAUGUGUUAACACAUUGUCUUGGAACAGUUCUGGCCAGUACCUCUUGUCAGGGUCUGAUGAUUGUUGCCUAUGUAUCACUGACAUCUACAGGGAGAAGUUGGUAGUAUCAACAAAAACCAAUCACACUGCCAAUAUUUUCAAUGCUAAGUUUUUACCAAACACUGAAAAUCGUCAUGUUGUAUCUUGUGCUGGAGAUGGAAUGAUUAUUUUCUCUGAUAUUGAAAAUCCAGAUACAAGCAUGAAGAACUGCUUUUCUUGCCAUUUUGGUUCAGCUUACAAAUUAGAGACUGUGCCUAAUGACCCUCAUACUUUCCUUUCCUGUGGAGAAGAUGGAACUGUCCGCUGGUUUGAUCUCAGAACAAAGACCCAGUGCCUAAAGAAGGAAUGCACAGAGGAUAUCCUCAUCAAUUGUAGAUGUUCAGUAACAUCUCUUGCAGUUAGUCCAUUUACCCCAUACUAUAUUUGUGUAGGGUGUUCUGACUCUUCUGUGCGUAUCUAUGAUAGAAGAAUGUUAGCCACAGGAGGUUUCCCAAACAGUUGGCCAAGGUCAGCAUUGCACUCAUUUACUGUACCAGAAGUAAGUGCUAGGAACUGCAGAAUAACUUCUGUGGAAUAUAGUCCAGAUGGUCAGGAGCUGUUGGUCAGUUACUCUUCUGACCAGAUCUACUUAUUUAACAUUCAGGUUUUUUUUAUGCUAGCAAAAGGUUUAUAGAAGGCCUCAAAGAAAGCAAAAUUAGG
Limulus polyphemus (Atlantic horseshoe crab) is the source of this 926-nucleotide messenger RNA. RefSeq names its product DDB1- and CUL4-associated factor 6-like. Gene Ontology annotation, molecular function: protein binding. Lineage: Eukaryota; Metazoa; Arthropoda; Merostomata; Xiphosura; Limulidae. Gene Ontology annotation, biological process: positive regulation of transcription by RNA polymerase II. The record is from RefSeq and is a predicted model, not a curated record. Bases 40 to 900 code for a protein of 286 amino acids. The transcript is spliced from 8 exons. Gene Ontology annotation, cellular component: Cul4-RING E3 ubiquitin ligase complex; cytoplasm.